UGAAUUAGAAAAUCUACCAUGAGCUUUGACUGAGCACAUGAAACAUGGAGAUAUGGCAUAUGGAAAGUUUCUUGACAAAACAUUCUGAUUGGUCAGUGAUUUAAUUUUGGUCACUCAAUGCAUAAGAAAGCAAUUAUCUGGCAAAGGAAAGUAUUUGUGUAGGACUGCAGGGAGGAAAGAGAGAGGGUGGUGGGACAGAUGGAGCAGAUUAUGAAAGUGAACCGCAAACAUUUGUCAAUUUUGUCCCUGAAACUUAGCUAGCUUUACCAGAAUUAGGUGUUUGAGAGAAAAAAAAUGAAAACAGAGGCCAGGUACAACACCAAAAUAAUAUCUGUCAGCUACACAACUGGGAACUUUAUUGGAUUCUGUUGCCCCCUACAUUUGCUGUGGCUGGUGACCUGAUUGACAUUAAGGGCAUCUCUCAUGUGACAGUGAAGAAGCUCCACUGUGUGCCAACCCACCAGCUGUGUGGCUGACCUGUUACCCUGCAAUGCAACGGCCAUCCAGUGCCUUUCACAGCUUACGUCCAGCACGGGCCACCAGAGGACUCCAGAUCCCUGACCAAAGCACUCAUAAAUAUACCUAUUUGUGUCUCUGGCCACUGUUGUCUACUGUAAGCUUCCUGUGCCUUUUCCCUGCCACCUUUGCUGCCACCGUUAGGGUUGGGGUGGUGGGUCCUUGGUCAUGUGACCCUCUCUUUACUAAAGCUCAGCCUGGCGUGGCUGCACAGUUAGCUGUGGAUCACAUUAACAGGGACCCUUACCUCUCUCAAGGCAUCACGUUUGAUUAUGUCAUCCUGGAGGAGGACUGUGAGACGUCCCAGGCUUUUGCCCGUUUCCUUGGUUUCUACACACGGGCGUCUGGGUUUAUUGGUCCAGUGAACCCAGGUUACUGUGAAGCUGCUUCUCUGCUAGGAAAGAGUUGGAAUAAGGCGGUGUUUUCCUGGUCUUGUAUUGGACAUGAGUUGGAUGACGCCCGUAGUCACCCUACGUUUGCCCGCACCAUGCCCCUACCCUCCCUCGUCCUUCUGCGCUUCAUGCACCACUUUCGCUGGGCACAUGUGGGCAUCAUUACAUCAGCAGAGGAUGCCUGGUUUGAGGCGGGUUUAAAGCUGGCCAGUGCCCUGAGGAGUCAUGGGAUGCCUGUUAGCAUUGUGGCAUCUGUUCGUAAUGACCACACCAGUGUGCGUAAGACCCUGGCCAGAGUCAAGAAAGUGGCAGAUCUCCGCUUGGUCAUCCUCGUUAUGCACUCGGUGUUGAUUGGUGGAGGAACCCAGAAGCUGCUGUUGGAGACAGCUUAUGACAUGCAGAUGACAGACGGCUCGCUGGUGUUUUUAUCUUACGAUACACUCUUUUACAGUCUGCCCUACCAUCAUGUAACCCAGCCUGCCCUGCGCCAUAACAGCAAGCUGCUACGAGCCUAUGAUGCCGUGCUCACCAUCACUAUAGAGUCUCCACAGGAACAGUCUUUCUACCAAGCUUUUGAAAGGGCCCAGGAGCAAGGAGAGCUUCCCAGGAACCUUAGACCACAGCAGGUGUCCCCAUUGUUUGGGACCAUCUACUCUUCCAUUGUGUUCAUGGCUCAUGCUGUGCAAAGUGUCAGGGCUUCAGGUCAGUGGAUGUCUGGGGGGAACAUCGCCCAGAAUGCCCGAAACCUGCUAUCCAAAGGUUUUAGCCUACAAGCAAACUUCUCUGACUUUGGCACGCUGGACUACGUGGUGCUGGACACAGAUGGCUUUUCUUGGGAGUUGCAACCUACACACCAUAUUGAGAUGCAGACAGAUAUGGUGCGUUUUCUGGGAUGGCCGAUUCAUUUCCCCCCAGCUGGACCACCAAAAACUGAUUCCAGCUGCUGGUUUACACAUGGGCUCAUCUGCCGUGGAGGCGUGAAUCUUUUACACAUGGUUUUAAUCUUCCUGUCUGGUUUUCUGUUCAUCUUCUUCUCAAUUGGCUGUUCUUACUGCAUCAGGCGUAAAAUUAGUAAGAUCCGAAUGGUGCGGGGUCCAAAUAAGAUUUUACUGACUUUAAAUGAUGUCACAUUCAUCAACCCAUCCCUGAGCAAUAAGAAGCUGAGCUUGGAUGACAGCAAGGCCAGUGACUCAAGAAUGAGCAUUUCAGAGCGAAGCCUCAAGUCUCCAUUGUCUAUUCAGUCGCCAGCCACCUACGAAAAUUCUAAUGUUGUCAUCUAUGAGGGUGAUUGGGCAUGGCUCAAAAGGCUGCCAUAUGGAAAUUUCCGGAGCAUCACUCCUCAUACCAGUGAUGUGUUUGAACUGAUGAAAGAUAUGAGGCACGAGAAUGUGAACCCCUUUCUCGGCUUCUUCCAUGACUGUGGAGUGUUUGCCAUAGUAACAGAGUAUUGUUCGCGCGGCAGCUUGGAAGAUCUGUUGCUCAAUGAUGACGUCAAACUGGACUGGAUGUUCAAGUCCUCUCUCAUUCUAGACCUCAUCAAGGGUAUGAAAUAUCUUCACCACAGGAACAUCUGUCAUGGAAGGCUUAAAUCCAGGAACUGUGUGGUCGAUGGGCGUUUCGUGCUCAAAAUCACAGACUACGGCUACAACGAGGUUUUGGAGGCUCAGAGAUUUCCUUAUGUUGAACCUCCAGCUGAAACCCUUCUGUGGACCGCCCCUGAGAUUCUGAGAGGACCCUACCCUGGUCUGUAUGGCAGUCACCCUGGUGAUGUGUACAGUUUCUCAAUCAUCAUGCAAGAAGUGGUCAUGCGAGGGCCUCCGUACUGCAUGCUGGAGAACUCUUUUGAUGAAAUUGUCCAGAAGAUCCGGAAGCCUCCUCCAAUGUGCCGGCCCAUUGUGUCCCCGGAUCAUGCUCCCAUGGAGUGUAUUCAGCUUAUGAAGCAGUGCUGGAAUGAACAGCCAGAGAAGAGACCCACAUUUGAUGAAAUCUUUGACCAGUUCAAGAAUGUUAAUAAAGGGAAAAAGACCAACAUCAUAGACUCCAUGUUGCGAAUGCUGGAGCAAUAUUCCUCCAACCUGGAGGAACUGAUCAGGGAAAGGACAGAGGAGCUGGAAAUAGAGAAACAAAAGACUGAGAAACUCCUCACACAAAUGUUGCCCACGUCAGUGGCAGAGGCUCUGAAGCGGGGCACUACAGUCGAACCAGAGUAUUUUGACAGUGUCAGUCUUUAUUUCAGUGAUAUUGUUGGCUUCACCACAAUCUCAGCCAACAGCGAGCCCAUAGAAGUGGUCGACCUCCUCAAUGACCUUUACACAACAUUUGAUGCUGUAAUUGGCGAUCAUGACGUCUAUAAGGUGGAGACCAUUGGUGACGCAUACAUGGUAGCAUCAGGUGUGCCCAUGCCCAAUGGGAACCGACAUGCAGCCGAGAUUGCAAACAUGGCCCUGGACAUCCUGAGUGCUGUUGGCACCUUCAAAAUGAGACAUAUGCCUGAUGUACCAGUCCGCAUCCGAAUAGGACUUCACACAGGUUCCUGUGUGGCCGGUGUUGUGGGGUUGACCAUGCCACGGUACUGUCUGUUUGGGGACACGGUCACCACUGCUUCCAGAAUGGAGUCUACAGGAUUGCCGUACAGAAUCCAUGUCCAUUCCAGUACAGUGAAGGUCCUGAUGGAGCUGAAAUCGGGGUACAAAGUAGAGCUGAGAGCCAGAACAGAACUCAAGGGCAAAGGUGUAGAAGAAACCUACUGGCUCACCGGGAGAGAUGGCUUCACCAAACCACUUCCCGUGCCGCCCGUACUCAAGUCAGGAUGCGAAUCAAAAGAUUUUAAGGUGAUGCUUAAGAAGGCAGUGAGGAAGAUCUCCACCGUGCGCCAGGUGGCUCAGAUCACCCUAGCCGAUGAGGGCAAUGUCAUGAUACACCAUCACUGAUGAACUUUAACCUUUGCCUUUUUGACCCCACACCUGUACGCUGAAUGAAAUAGAACGUGGAGAAACAGAGGCUUGUUCCCAGCCUGUUUUUCUUUUAAAAGCACCUGAAUGGGCAAGCUUUACCGAACAGGAACAUCUCUUUGUCAUUGUAGAAAUUCAGAAUUUUCGGUAGAAGAUUUGCAUACUGCAAAUUUUCCAUACUGAAACUACAUGGCUUCUCAUAAGCUUCUCAUUUGGAGCCUUGGUGGUCCAGCUCACUCAUCAUGUUCAUCAUAAACAUAUACAUCUGUCUGAGAUGCCGCAUAUCUCUAUUCUCUACAUCCAGCACCUUUAUGAAAUGAACCAAAGUCUCACAAGGAGCUAAAUUUACCCAAUGGGAAUCCAUUACUCUACACGAGGGGCGUCAGGUCCAGCUCAAAGACUCAACACAUACAGUGCAUUCACAUCAUUCACUUGCAGAGUAUCCCUCUUAGUAAACAUGUUUGUGACUAAAGAAAAUAGUGAAUUUAAUAUCGCAAAAAUAGUGAAUUUAAUAAUGUGCAGCCAACAUUAAUAUGGUGGUUAAUAUGGUGCAUGUGGUUUUAUGAUGAUCUUUAAUUUUAGGUUUAGAGUUUAGUUUUACCAUGGGAUUUUAGUUGAUUUUUUUUUUCUUUUUGUGAAAAAACUGCUCAUUGAUGAUCAGUUAGCAUAAUCAAAAAUAGGAUUACCAUGAAAACCCAAAGAAUAUCAAAAUAUGUAUUAGAAUGCAUUUUUGCAAUGCAUGAGUGCGUCAUGGUGGUUGUAUAAAUUAGAUUUAGUUUUGGUAAAGAAGUAAACUAUGAUGUUGUUUGUACAUACUACAGUUCAAAAGUUUGGGGUCAGUAAGAUUUUUUAUGUUUUCAAAAGAAGUUUCUUAUCUUCACUAAGGCUGCAUUUAUUUAUCAAAAAGUCUUUGCUGUCAUUUCUGAUCUAUUUAAUGCACACUUGCUAAAUGAAUGUUACUGACAGCAAGCUUUUGAACAUUAGUAUAUAUAUUUGUAGACAAAUACUAAUUCAUGUUAAAGUACCGAACUACUGAAAUUCCAAAAAAAAAAAAUACAAAUUGAAAAUACCGUGUGUUGUUAAUUAAAAGGACGAGGUAUACUGUUUAAUGCGAAAAGGGCUAAAGUGUGUUAUGAGUCUUGAAAUGUUUGUGAUAUCAUAGUUAAAUGCAUUCAUCCUGAGAUGCUAUAGAAGUUCAGAAGCCCUGAAAUACUGUCUAACAGUGCCCUCUUGUUAUUGUGUCAGUAAACGCAGCAGAUGGCGACCUACAUUAUCAUGCCCUACAUGGAUUAUCCAGUACUGACUCAAUAUAAGACUGCAGAGCCACCAGGUCACCCCUAACCAGAUUACCUUCUCUCAAAACCUGUUCAUAAACUCACAGCAAGAUUACCCACCAAUACUUGCAUACAGUGUUUUAUAAUAAUUAUGAACUAGCUAUUUCUUCUCCUUCUCAGUGUAACUGUCAUGCCUCUAAGUGUUUAAAGGUUGUAAAUCUGCUAAAAAAAAGUCAGUUUAUGUAAUUUAAGAUUUUCUAAUAUACUGACUUCAGAAUAGUCAUGCCAUGAGGGAGCAUUUAAGGCAUUAGUGUCUCUGUAGGGGAAAUAAGUGGCACAAACUACACUGAGAGAUAAAAAAUGAAUAAAUGCAGGUUUAACCAUCAUUAUAUAAAAAGACUCUGAACUACCUUGAACUCCCAGCUAUAGGGAUGCCGACUUGCUAUCAAUUAAACAAACAUUAAAAAUUUAACUUCUCAUUAAUUAAAUUUCACCAAAACACAUUUCAAUUUGUUAUUAACCGUAGUUCCAAAUGAGUGAACAUAAUAUUUUUUUCAAAAACAGUGUCAGAGUGAAAUGUUUAUCAGAGAGUAGCUCGUGUUCUCUAAUAUGUAUAUCAUAUGCAGCAUUUUAAU
This is a messenger RNA of Cyprinus carpio (common carp), 5768 nucleotides long. It is a transcript of the gene gc2, whose product is annotated as guanylyl cyclase 2. The record is from RefSeq and is a predicted model, not a curated record. The transcript has 19 exons. Gene Ontology annotation, biological process: cGMP biosynthetic process; receptor guanylyl cyclase signaling pathway; protein phosphorylation. Lineage: Eukaryota; Metazoa; Chordata; Actinopteri; Cypriniformes; Cyprinidae. The coding region runs from base 491 to 3838 and encodes 1115 amino acids. Gene Ontology annotation, molecular function: ATP binding; protein kinase activity; peptide receptor activity.